AUGAAAGAACUCCUUGCAGAGAUCAGCCCCUUCAUCAAUGAGAACACCAGACAGAAGUUUCUCAUCUACAGCGGUAGCAAUUACCAGGGCCCCGGAGGCCUUGUGGACUACCUGGAUAAAGAAGUGAUCCCUGACUUCCUCGGGGGAGAGUGUGUGUGCAAUGUCCCUGAAGGAGGGCUGGUCCCCAAGUCCCUCUAUCUGACAGAAGAGGAGCAGGGGCACACGGACCAGCUGCAGCAGUGGAGAGAGACCUACCAGUCGGCCAGCGUGCUCCGAGGGGCCCCCCAUGAGGUUGCAGUGGAGAUCCUGGAGGGGGAGUCAGUCAUCACCUGGGACUUUGACAUCCUGAGAGGGGAUGUGGUGUUCAGCCUGUACCACAGCAAGCAGAUGCCCAAGCUUGGCCCCCAGGAGCCCGGGGCCAGGGCUGGCGGGCAGCUGAUGGACAAAGGCUGGGUCCUAGGUGUGGAUUAUAGCCGUGUCGAAGCCCCUCUUGUCUGCCGGGAAGGGGAGAGCAUCCAGGGCUCCCAUGUGACCCGGUGGCCUGGCAUCUACUUGCUCCAGUGGCAAAUGCACAGCCCCCCUGGCAAUGUGGCCUGCAGCCUCCCGGGUGUGGAGGACGUCCUGACGGCCCUGCACAGCCCUGGCCCCAAGUGCAAACUCCUCUACUACUACGAGGUGCUGGCGUCUGAGGACUUCAGGGGCUCCAUGUCCAGCCUGGAAUCCUGCACCAGCGGCUUCUCCCAGCUCAGCACCACCACCUCCUCCUCUUCUGGCCAGUCCCACAGCAGCCCCCUGGUCUCCAGAUAGCUGGGACUGAGCCCUGUGGGGCAGCCCGCUUGCCUCCCAUGUCUGCAAGUGUCCACGGGGUCUGGGACUAUGUGGGUUGCAGCCCUGUGUCUGGACACUAAGUUGGGGCAUCCGGAGCCAAUGGCAAUGAUCCAGCUCGUGCACUCUCGAGGAUGCAAAGACAGAACGAUCUCCUUUGCACUUCACAUAAGGAAAACCAAGGAGUGGGUGGGCCACCUUUGGGUCGGCCUGGUCUGGGAGCUCAGGGAUGUCAUCAGGCUCAGCAUCCCCUCCACCUCUGGCUCUUCUUUCGCUGGAACAGCCUCCUUCUCAGGUGCCCUCCCCACGCAGGGGACCCCAUCACCAUUAGGCUCAGCGGAAGAGAACCUCUGUCUCCCAAAGUUCCAUCCAAGCUCCCAGAACGGAGUUUAAUCAGCCUGCCUGGGUCCCACACUGGUCCCUGAACCAAUCACAGUUCCCAGGGAAGAGAACACUGAUUGGCCAGCAGCAGGGUCCUGUGUCCAAUCUGGACCAAUCACCAUAUGGGGAUGGGGAUGGGGUUUCAGUGAUUGGUCCACCUGGACCACAUGCCUGUUCCUGAAGCCAACCACCUGGUUUAAAAAGCAUAAGCAGGUUGCCUCUAGGAAUACUGGGGUACCCCACAAGAGGGAAAGGACGCUGGGUAGGCAGAAAUGACCGUUUUUGCAUCAGAUUCCAUAGCAAUGCCCUGUGUCCCAAGACAUGCAUGGUGAGCAGUUAUAUGAGUUACAGGCUCCACUUCCUGUGGGGAGCAGCCCACCUGGACCUGAAAUCCAUUGUCCCAGCACUUGGCUAGGAAGUCAACCUGACCACCACCGACUUGAGGAGGGUGGAGAGGCCCAGGCAGUGAUGAAGUGGCUCUGUCUGUCUUUAAACUCCUCUGGAGGUCCUUCCUCCCACCGCCCCCCACCUUGGAGCUGUUUAAUUAUGACUUUUUUUUGGUUGUAAGUCACAGAGACCCACACAAAAGGGUAACCAGUCAUCAUCACAUGCAACUGGCCAGUCCAGGAGUUCUUGCUUCAGGUAAGGCUGGAUCCAGGAUCUCAACAUGGCAUCAGGACUCCCCUAUGGGGAGGAGGAGGUUGUGACUUUGUUUUGUCCACCCUAGGGCAAAUCUGACCCCUGGAACCAGCUUCAGUAUUGACAGACUAUUCUCUCAUAGUCUUGCUUACAGCUGGGGGUCAUCUCUGGUCAACACUCAGAGUCACUGCGUCUUGCCCAAGGGCUAGGCUUACAGCCAUGGGGUUCAUGCUUCCAUGCAGUCUCGGCAUGAUGGAGCAAGGAAAGCAAGGACUUCCUUGCACACCAACCUCACCUCCAAACCUAGAGCAGAGGGAAGGAGAUACCUUCUCAGAGACAUCCUUCUCCCUGCAGGGAGGGAGUCUCAUCCAUCUCUGUUUGCUCCUCAGGUAUAGGAACAAAAUCCAAAACUGCAUCCUGCAUCAAGGUGUGUGUGCACAUGAGGGAGAGAGGUAGGGGGAGACUGAAAACAUUCUCAAAGCUAAUUGCUCCCAUGUCACUGGACAUUUAUCACUGAGGAAUCUGAGAUAUUUUCACCAGUCUUUAGAUGAGUUUCUAGCUUGCCUCUAAAACCCAGGUGUGCCCUAGAAGCAUUCUGGGGUAAGCUGCCCUGGCACUCCCCACAUGUUAAUUAUCUAGGACUAGCACCAGGGAAGGAUGGAGAAACCUUUCCUUGACUUGGGGUUCUACAUGGCUUGACAACUGGAACCUGGAUCUGCUGUGAACAGUCCAGCCUGGACAAAAGGGAUGAGCUUCAGGCCUCAGUUCUCCCCUUGAAAGCUCAUUCUUUCUCCCUUGGGAAAACUCCAGCUCAAACUGGCUUAAGCAACAAAGGGAAUUGUAACUGGGUCCUGUAACUGGGAUGGCUAAGGGCUUGCUUGCUGCAGGUAUGGCUGGAUCCAGGAGCACAGUGUCCUCAGGCUCAUGUGCUCAUCCUCUCAACCUCACCCAGGCCUCCUAGCUCUGUAUCUCUUCUCACACUGGUCUCAUCCUCUCCUCCACCUCGUGGGAAAGGUGUCUGUCAGCAGCCCCAAGCCUACAACCAUAGGGCUCACAAUCUCUAAGGUUGAGAGAAUUCUCUUUCCGUAUCAGAUCCCACAGAAUACUCUGGCUGGCCCUGUUGAGUAGUGUGCUCGUUCCUACAGAUGCACUGGCCAAGGGGCUGUGGGUCCUGUGAUUGCCAUUUCCUCCAGAAGCAGCAGUGGGAUAGGAGAAAGCAGAUCACCCCAGGACAAGAGAAGCUGGGUCACAGAAACAGCAAACAGCCAUGGUGGCAUCUGCCGCAGUCCCCCCUUCCCUUGCUGGAGGUUUCUGGGGUCCAAGCUGGAGCUUCAUCAAUCAAUAGGUCUUUCCUACCUUUGGGAGGUGUGAAAUUAAAAAUCCGAGGAAGGGCUGCCAAGUUCCUGGCUUCUGUAUUUCCCUAGACCCCAGGGUUGGAAGCUCCUUGGCUUGGUUUUUUUCUCCCUCUUGUUCAUUAACCUGUUGUGACCAGAACAGAAACAACCCACACGCAAAAGGAUCCUGCCCAUGCACUGUGUUUAGGAGGUUGGGUCUUAGAAUUUAGACGGGGCGGGGUUCAAACCCCAGCCGCCUUUUCACUAGCUGUGUAACCUCCAGCAGGUGACUUAACUCCCCUGUGCCUCAGUUUCCUCAUCUGUAAAAUGGGGAUGUGCCUACCUCAUUCACUGGGUUGUCGUGGGACGAGUGAGAGCAGCUGUAGAGUCCACAACCCCAGUGCCCAACACACAGAAAGCACAUGAUAAACGUCAGAGGUUAUCCUGAUGACUUAAGGCUUCUCAACCAAACACUCCAGACUCCUUCCUGAGGAUGCCCGCCUGUCACUGUUUCUCAUAGAACAGAAGGCUCAGCACCAUGAGCAUCCAGAGGAAAGUGGGUGUCAGGAUAUAAUUUCCCUCUUACUUUCCCUUUUAGAAACUGCUUGCAUUUUCUGAGCAAAUCCACUAAUCUGGAAGAGCAUCAUUCAGAGUGGUAUUUCCUCCAACUAGCUAGAGAAUGUUCUCUCUACAGGCUGAAAUACGGGGAUUCUGAGAACUUUUAUCCCCCAUCCUGCACUCCGGAAUUGCUCUGCCUGUAAAACAAAUUGUUCGACGAGAAUACUACAAUUCUGUUCCACACACUCUAUUUCAACCAGUAAAACAUGAUGUUCCUUGUUUGCCUGAUCAUUUGCUCCAACCAAAAGCAUUAAACGUUUUAGAUUUGGAUAUA
Molecule: messenger RNA, 4071 nt
Organism: Leptonychotes weddellii (Weddell seal)
Lineage: Eukaryota; Metazoa; Chordata; Mammalia; Carnivora; Phocidae
Source: RefSeq, a predicted model, not a curated record